AUGGCCACCCACAUUUUGAUCAUCGUGAGUUUGUUAGCCAUCAUUUCUGCCCCUGUCACUGCCUCGGAUCCUAGUCCGUUGCAAGAUUUUUGCGUCGCGGAACAUUCUAAUUCAGUAACAAUCAAUGGCUUUGCUUGUUUGGAUCCGGAGCUGGUAAAUGCCGACCAUUUCUUUUUCAGUGGACUCCAUGUACCCGGCAACACAUCAAAUGCCCUUGGAUUCGGUCCCAGACCUACUCAAAUACCUGGACUGAACACCCUUGGGAUCAAUCUUGCUCGAGCAGACUUCGCAACAGAAGGUGUGCUUCCACCCCACACACACCCUCGAGCAAGUGAAAUUGUUACCGUCUUGGAAGGCAGCUUAUUUGUUGGCUUUGUCACCUCAAACCCGCUGAACAGGCUCAUUUCAAAGGUAAUUCAAAAGGGUGAUGUGUUUGUCUUUCCCAUUGGACUCGUUCACUUCUUGUAUAAUGUAGGGAAUGCACCUGCUUCUGUGAUCUCUACCUUUAGCGGCCAGAACCCAGGUGUCGUUAUGGUUCCUGGUUUGUUUCAAACCAAUCCAUCCAUUCCUGAUGAGAUUCUGGCCAAGGCUUUUCAGGUGGACAAAUCCGUAAUUCGCGAACUUCGAUCGUAA
Molecule: messenger RNA, 633 nt
Organism: Dovyalis caffra
Lineage: Eukaryota; Viridiplantae; Streptophyta; Magnoliopsida; Malpighiales; Salicaceae
Source: the annotation of a GenBank genome assembly